This is a messenger RNA of Rubroshorea leprosula, 2168 nucleotides long. Lineage: Eukaryota; Viridiplantae; Streptophyta; Magnoliopsida; Malvales; Dipterocarpaceae. The record is from the annotation of a GenBank genome assembly.
GUGGGGAAGCAGAGACGCAUCUGACGAAUCUUGGAUGACAGCUAAGCGAUUUCGGGGAGGAUUAUUACUUAAGAGGGCUGGGUGAGGGACGAUCCCAACCUCCGUUGCUCUCAGGAGGCCCACCCUCUAGCCAUCGCCAAACUCAAGUCUUAUUCUUUGGCUGGCGAUCUGAUUCAUAGGCAGGUGUAUACAUUGUAUUUAUGGCUAGUCAGUAUAGGUUGUCGAUGGAAAUUUUUGCCGAGAUAAAUUAGAGUUAUAUUUGUUGUUCUUUCUGUGAACUCAUCAAUGGAUAUUUUUCUUACAAAUGGUAUAUCCUAUGAGCAUUCUAGAUUGAGAAUCUGUGGAGCUAAGAGAGAGAUGACCUAAUAUUACAUCCUCAGGAAAGGUUUCUGUUGUCAUGGCUGAAGUAAUUACUUGUUUUCAUGGCUUUGAUAUUCAGGUACUUAUUUUGCAGUCAAAGGCUGAGAGUUAUUCUUCAAUUGAAACAUGAAAAAUGUCUUUACUUGUUAUUGCCAUUGAUAUUUUUCUUACAAAUGGUAUAUCCUAUGAGCAUUCUAAAUUGAUAAUCUGUGGAGCUAAGAGAGAGAUGACCUAAUAUUACAUCCUCAGGAAAGGUUUCUGUUGUCAUGGCUGAAGUAAUUACUUGUUUUCAUGGCUCUGAUAUUCAGGGAAGGUAAUUCAUUUAUGAAGAAUGUAAACUGUUCCAUUAAGAAAAUUGUGUAACUACCUAAAUUUAUUGUCAGUUCUAUUUAACAGUCUGUUUCAUUAAGGUCAAGCACUUGAAUUUGUUUAGCAACCUCAAUUUACUAUAAGUUCUAUUUGUGGCAUUUCUCAUUUUUCUGCUAGCUAUGUUGUAUUAUGUGCCAGACCCAUUUUCCUACUUUUUCUUUCUAAUUUUGCUCUGUGCACUCAGCAAAACUAUGUAUUACUCUGGGCCUGGAUUAACACAUAGAGAUUUCUUAUUGGUAUGAGAUUUAGUUAAUUAAAGUGUAAUGGAAAUUGCAAAAGUAGUUAAUGCAGGUCUUAUGUGUUUUUGUUACAUUAAGGUGUCAAGGUGAUUUUGAUACUGUGUUGCUGUCUAUUCAUCGUGGAUGCUAUUGCUUUUUAAAUAUUAUUUUCCAUUUAGCCUUUGUGGGAUUAACACUCUUCUUUUAGUUGUCUUAACUCUUAUUUGUUCUUAUUUGAAAGCCUUUUGAAUGUUUUAUUGAUUUCAUCACAGUUUUUCCUUUCAUGCUUUUGGCAGAUCACUGCAGAAAUGGGGAAACUCACCUUGUCUCAGAGCGGUACAUUGUCUACCGUAAGCAGUUCACUUGGCUGUAUAUUGCUGCUCUCAGACACUUGGGCACUUGUUGAUGCUCCUGUAGAAGGUUUGUUCAGUCCGAGUUAUUUUGAAUAUCUUUAAACUAGGAAGCUAUCUUAAUUGAAUAAUGGAUUUCAUUUACUCUUUCAUGGAUAUAAUUAAUUAACGCAAGCUGCUUGUUCUUGGAGAUGUUAAUCAACAAAGGUUGUCUGGGUGAAGUUCCUCUUACUUUGAACCAACAAAGAAUGACUAUUGCUUGGAAUUCUUGAGCUAUAUAUGCAUGAUCUUUAAGAUAUGUUUAGAUUGGAAAAAGAAGUCCAUAGAUUGAAAUCAAUUUUCUUUUAAAUAUAAUAUGAAAAUCUGUCACCCACUGGAUUUAUUAACUGGAAGUUUUUGUAUGGAAAUGGGGUCCCACUAGUUUAGCCACUGAGUGCUUUUGUUAUAUUACUAUUGCUAGUUUAGUGCUUUUAAUUAAUAUUUUGUGUUGUUGCAGAAACCACUGACAUAAUCUUCCUCCAUUGGUGGAACUCUAACGUGAUUCCUUGUAUAAUUAGAGCUAACUACUUGCAGAUGGAUUCUAUAGAAGUGCUUCAAAUGGUCUAAAGUUUCGAGUAAUUAUGGCUACCUGAUUUCAAAAAAAACAUAAUUUAAGAAUACAAAAGAGUUAUUUCCCUGUUUCAUUUUUAGUUAUUCUGCUUUCUCUUUUCCAAUGAAAAAUGGAAACUUUUUGAAUUUACUUUAGUAUUUGAAUUCAGCUGCUUUCAUUGUUGGGCAAUCUGUGCGGUCACCAUAGGAGAUGAUGCUGUGAUCUUAGCUUUCAGGUGAGUAAGUUUGUUGUGUUUUGCAAUAAUAUAUUAAGCAACUCAUU